This is a messenger RNA of Cotesia congregata, 1773 nucleotides long. The record is from the annotation of a GenBank genome assembly. Lineage: Eukaryota; Metazoa; Arthropoda; Insecta; Hymenoptera; Braconidae.
CAUGGUCGUGUGAAAGUUCGUUCAACAGCUGAACAAGAAGCUCGAAAAAGAAAAGAAAGGCAAAUCAAAAUUAUACAAUAUAGGAAGACAUUAAAUUCAAUUUUUGAAAAGAGAGAUAAUAAUGUUUUCAACGAUGAAUUGAUAAUGUUGACUGAGCGCAUAUUACUGGAAAUUCCGGAUUUAAAUACCGUAUGGAAUAUUCGCCGAGAAGCAUUUAAGAAGAGAGAAAGUUGUCAAGAGGAAUUUACUGAACUAUUAAAGAAGGAAUUGACUCUCACUGAGAAUUGUCUACAGAAAAAUCCAAAGUCAUAUAGCCUGUGGCAUCAAAGAUAUUGGAUCAUUCAGCAUUUACCGACACCAGACUGGAAAUCAGAACUAGAACUAUGUGAAAAAUGUCUCAAUUUCGAUGAUAGAAAUUUUCAUUGUUGGGAUUACAGACAGCAGUUGGUUAAAAAAGCGGGAGUAUCAAAUCAAAAAGAAUUUGAUUUUUCUGAGAUAAAAAUUAUGAACAAUCUCUCAAACUAUUCUUCUUGGCAUUAUAGAAGUAAAAUUCUACCUGCUCUGUUUCCUGAUCAAACAGGAAAAAUACAAGUCAAUUCAAGACCUAUACUCUGCGCAGUAAACUAUAAUAUAUGCGCUGUCACUGCCAUCGACGUUUCAACACUAACAGUCAGUUUAUUUGAUUUAUGCACUGAAUUAGAUCUUGUUAUAAAUGCCGUAUUUACGGAUCCUAAUGAUUCAAGUGCAUGGCUUUAUCAGCGUUGGCUUCUGGAUUAUAACGCUUUUGAGCCAAAUACCUUAUGGCAAAUAGUAGUCAUAGAUAAUCAUGCAGCAAUAGUAUGUCAUGGUGAUACUCAAAUUAAACCUGACGAAUUGAUAUUAACUCGUCGAUAUGUUCCAUUAGAUAACGAUAUGAAAGAUUUUACUCAUCAAAUAUCUGUUUGGCAUUCAUACGACAGUAAAAUAUUCUCGAAACGAUGGCAUGCGAUUUUGCCAGAUAUUUCUUCUGAAAUAGAUAAGAAAUUCUGUUCGAUAUCUAUUGAGUAUAAAAAUAAAUCUUAUGAUCUUCAUAGAUCUGAAGAUUGUAAUGUUUGGUUUUAUAAAUCACCCAUCGAAUGCGUCAACAAACAUGAUACUCAACUAACUGAACAAAUGAUAAAUAUUCAAAAAUUACUCGAAAUGGAGCCAAACAAUAAGUGGGCAUUAUUGACUCUUAUAUUUCUUAUGAAAAAUCUGGAUUUGAACAAAUAUUAUGAUGACAUCUUAAAAAAUUUAAGCAUUCUGUCCAAAAUUGAUAAAAUUCAUGAAAUGUACUAUACUGAUAUCCGAAGCAAGUACAUUCUAGAUUAUAAACUUCAUUCAUAUUUAACAAAAGAAAAUUACAAACGAUUCUCGAUGAUAGAUUUGUCCAACAUUCAACUGACAGUUUUGUACAAUGAACAUUAUUUGAGUUUUUUCGACCAGGUAAAUCUCUCUGGAAAUCAACUGAAUUUUUCAUUACACCGAUUAGCUGCUUUACAAAACUGUAAGAAGUUAUCCUUAUGUAAUAAUAAUCUAAAAAAUCUAAAGAACUUUCCAUAUUUGCCUAACCUCGAAUGCCUUUCACUACGAAAAAAUGAACUGACAGAUAUUGAAGAAAUUUUGAAUUUACUAAAACUGCACAAGCUCAUUAAACUAGAUAUUCGUAGUAAUCCUAUCUGGACUAACAAAAGUAAAACCAUUUCAAAAAUUUUCAAUGUAACUCCAAAUUUAAUAUUAGAAUCUGAUAAAUAA